UCCAAAGCUUUCCUUAAUAUCAGAGGAGUCAUUUUCUCUCGCGAUAAGACUCGAUCUGUAAUCAGCAUUAAGAUCAUGAGCCAGCUACAAGUACAACUCCAAAACUUUAAGACCAGGGUCGGGGUGAAACGUGAAGUGGAAGAGAAUGACCGGCUCUUGCAUCUUCAUAAAGAUAUUGGCGGCUUUAACGAGUGGAUUGUGCUCACCUACAAUCUGCAAGUCCUGUGUGACAUCGGGGACGAGAACAUCAAACUGCACAAGGAAAUAUCCCAACUCAUGGGAGAUUUCGUGAAGCUUAUAUUGAUCCGAUGCAAUGUGCUAAAGCUGGAACAAUGUAUGACAUUCCCGACGGGCUCCAAAGCUUCCACGAAAGAUCAAGGCACCUGGUGGGCGUGGCUGUUCCUAUUGUUCUCCCCUACACUUCAGUGGCCAGGAACAUGCUUAGCAUCCUUCGCAAACGCUGCUCCGGACAAGAAAGAUGCCGAGUCAUCCUCCGAGUUGACCGAAACCAGCAAUAAGAUGAUCCAGCUACAAGUACAACUCCAAAACUUCAAGAGCAGGAUAGGGGUGAGACCUGAAGUAGAAGAGAAUGGCCGAUUGUUGCAUCUUCAUAAAGAUAUUGGCGGCUUUAACGAGUGGAUUGCCCUCACUUACAAUCUACAGGUCCUGCAAGUCUACAUCAGCGAGAACAUCAAACUGCGCAAGGAAAUAUUCAAUCUCCUGGGAACUUUCGUGAAGGUGAUAUUGAUCCAAUGCAACAUUCUAAAGCCGGAGAUGUGCAUAACAUUCCCAACUGGCUCCGAGAGUACCUCAGAAAGUCAAGGAGCCUGGUGGGCAUGGGUGUUCUCUGUAUUUUCCCCUAAACUUCACUUGCCUGGGACAUCCUUUACUAAUCUUCCUGGGAUAGCAUGCUUCCCAAAACCUUCUGAACCCACGGGAGUUGCCGGCUCCUUGAAUAGUCAAGCCGCAUGGUGGGCAUGGUUGUUAUCAAUGAACCAGAGUGGUCUUCCAGUCAAUUCUAUUCCUGGCAGCAAUAUUGGGAUCGGAGAUUCUGGGGCAUCCUUGAAUAAUCAAGCCGCGUGGUGGGCAUGGUUGUUGUCCAUGAACCAGAAUCGUCCUCCACUUGACUCUGGAACAAAUCCAGUCCCUAUUGCUGAUGACAGUGCAACAGGAUCGGGUGAUUCUGGGGCAUCCUCGAAUAGUCAAGCCGCUUUAUGGACAUGGUUGCUGUCAAUGAACCAGAAUUGUCCCCCAGUGGGCUUGCCAGAUCAAGUUUCAUCACAUCCUAGCGGCAACACGACAACUUCAGGAGAUUUCAGGGCAUCCAUGAACAAUCAAGCAGCAUGGUGGGCCUUGUUGCUGUCCAUGAACCAAAAUCGUCCCCCAGUUGGCUCUGCCACAAGCCCAUGUUCUAUUCCUAGCGACAAUGCAAAAGGAUCCGGCGAUUCUGGGACAUCCUCGAACAAUCAAGCUGCUUGGUGGGCAUGGUUGAUGUCAAUGAACCAGAAUCGUCCUCCAGUCGGCUCUGGCACAGACCAAGUUUCUAUUCCUAGCGGCAAUGCAGUGACAGCGGGAGAUUUUGGGGCAUCCACAAAUAAUCCAGCCACCUGGUGGGCAUGGUGGCUGUCCAUGAACCAAAAUCACCCCCCAACCGGCCCUGUCACAGUUUCCACUCCCAUCGACAAUUCUACAGGAUCCGAAAUUUCUGGAAUAUCAUCCUCGAACAGCCAAGCCGCUUGGUGGGCAUGGUUGCUCUCCAUGAACCAGAAUCCUCCCUCAGUCGGCUCGGGCACAAGCCCAGUUUCUAUUCCCAGCGGCAAUGCAACAACGGCAUCCGGAGAUUCGGGGGUGACAUCCUCAAAUGACCAAGCUGCUUGGUGGGCAUGGUUGCUGUCAAUGAACGAAAAUCGUCCACCAGUGGGCUCUAUGACAGGCCAAGUUCCAAUUUCCGACGGCAACGUGCCAGGUUCUGGAGAUUUCGAGGCAUCCACAGCCAAUCAAGCCACGUGGUGGGCAUGGUUGAUGUCCAUGAACCAAGGUCGUCCUUCAGCCGGCUCUGGCACAAGCCCAGUUCCCGGUGGUAAUGCGAUAGAUUUCGAAGUUUCUGGGAAACCGUUGGACAGUCAAGCAGCUUGGUGGGCAUGGUUGCAGUCCAUGAACCAAAAUCGUCCUCCAGUGGACUCUGGCACAAGCCCAGUUUCUGUUCCUGGUGGCAGUGCAACAGAACCGGGAGAUUCUGGGCCAACCUCGAAUAAUCAAGCUGCUUGGUGGGCAUGGUUGAUGUCAAUGAACCAGAAUCGUCCUCCAGUCAGCACUGGAACAUCCCCUCCUGGUAUUCCUAGCGACAAUGUUACAGGUUCUGGAGAUUCCGGGAUAUCCUCGAGUAAUCAAGCUGCAUGGUGGGCUUGGUUGUUGUCCAUGAGUCAGAAUCGUCCCCCAGUUGGCUCUAGCACAUACCCAGUUUCUGUUCCCAGUGGUCAUGUGACAGGAAUCGGAGAUUCUGGGACAAUGUCGAAUAAUCAAGCUGCUUGGUGGGCAUGGUUGCAAUCAAUGUACCAGAAUCGUCCUCCAGUUGGCUCGGGAACAUUCCCUCCAUCUACUCCCGGCGACAAUAUUGCAGGAUUUGGAGAUUCCGGGAUAUCCGCGAACAAUCAAGCUGCGUGGUGGGCCUGGUUGUUGUCCAUGGGUCAGAAUCGUCCCCCGGUUGGCUCUGGCAAUUACCCGGUUUCUAUUCCCAGUGGUCAUGUGACAGGAUCUGGAGAUUCCAAGACAACCUCAAACAACCAAGCCGCAUUGUUGGCAUGGUUGUUGUCCAUGAACCAGAAUCGUCCUGCAAUCGACUCUGCUAAAAGCCCAAUUUCUUUUCCUGGCGGCAAUGUUACUGGAACAGGAGAUUCGGGGACAUCGUCGCAUGAUGCCUUGUCGGUGUGGUUAUUGUCAAUGAACCAGAACCGCCCUCCAGUUGGCUCUGGCACAUGCCCAGUUUGUGGCAGUGUGAUGGGAAUGGGAGUUUCUGGGACAUUCGCGAAUAAUCACUCUAAUUGGUUGGCGCGGUUUUUGUCAAUGAACCAGAAUCGUCCUCCAAUUGGGCUCGGCGCAUGUUCUCUGCCUACUAGUGAUUGCCCCAAUCAAGUAGGCUUCGGCACGUGUCCUCCACCCAUUAGUGCUUUCCCUAAUCAAGCCUGCAUCGCCAAGUGAACUCCGCCUGUAGUGCUUACAUCAAAGUACCAGGAUGGCAAUUUCUAAUUGAGUCCAUGGUGCUGGGUAAUUGUGUUGGCAAAUGGAGCUUCCAUUGCUAGCACGGUAAAGAGUACAAACAGUAAAUGCCCUGGCAAAAGGCAGCCCGGAAGAGCUAGUUCAGUCAAGAAAGCCAGGUCAAGGACAAUGGAGGACCAUGCCAUGUCAGACGAGUUUGCGAACUGUCCACUUCAAGGGACCGUAAGUCAUCGUCCCUUCCAAGGAACUGCCAAGUCUCUUCAAGUGAAGCUGAAGGAUUCGACUUUGUCCCGGGUUCUGAUGAACCGGGACAUGUCUAUGUGUACUUGUACUUUGGAUAUAUGUCAAAAUAAAGGAGAUGUGGUCUCCAACCUUUCUGUAUUCCAUCAUCAUGUGCAUAUAGUAUGUGCCAUGUGUUGGAAUUCACUGUGUGUAUGUAUUGUCAUAAUAAUCUAAUAACGAAAUGUUCUGCUUUGUUA
Molecule: messenger RNA, 3695 nt
Organism: Punica granatum (pomegranate)
Lineage: Eukaryota; Viridiplantae; Streptophyta; Magnoliopsida; Myrtales; Lythraceae
Source: RefSeq, a predicted model, not a curated record